UUGAUCCCAUCCCUCACUCCCUGCGCAGGAGAGGGAUAGCGUGCACUGAGAGAAGAGCCCGGGAGAUAUCCAAGACGUGGUGACUGAGGAACAUCAAAGAGUGAAAGAGACAGACAGCACGACGCAGCGAUGGCACUCACAUCCCUGUCCUGGUGUCUCGGUGCAGCUUUGGCACUGUUUUGGGGUUCUUCGUGGCCCCAAGUGCAUUCUUCCCUGGCACCUGAGAAUGAGGUGCCACUUCGCCCAACUACAUGGUUCCCAGAAGGAAAGAUCACGUCUGUAACGCUCCCCAAAGGAAGAACUCGCAGGCUAUACUUCACACUGAAGAAGAAGGCCGCGGCGAUGUCGGUCACUGUCAGUCCCUGUGACCUCCCCAUCGAAUGGAGCUUGGCAGCCCGCACCCUGAAGGACAAACCCCUCAAGAGCCAGCAGUGGAGCACUAAAAAGAGUAUGCCAGAGGUGUGGUGGCGAGGUCCUGGGACUGAGCAGAAAAUGCACAGCUUCACAGGCAAUUCAGUUGACACCUACAGGGGUUCUUCCUCUUCCCAUGCUUCCAUCUACAUCCUGAGGCUGCGCUCUAAACAGCAGAACACCAGAGCUACAGUGUACCUCCAUGAAGGCCUGGGGCCCUCAGGCGUCUUCCCUCUGCUCCCGGCUGACCCCAGAGUUCACACGUUAGGUGUCGGCAUGACCAGUGUCACCCUCAGCUGGGCGCCCAGUGCCUCCAUAACUAGCCUCCCACAGACGCAGAAAAGCUAUGAUUACUGUGUCCUCGUCAACUCUCAGAAAAACUACCCCAGCCUCUGUGCUGCACGAGAGAGCGUAGGGAAAAAGAAAGACCCGAAAGAAGAAAAGAAGGAGAGGAGGAGGAGAGUGACAGCGUGGCCCAUUUUGAAAGAGUGGUGGUGGCAGCAGUGGGACUCUUACCCUGAACCCCAGAGUCCACCUUCCUCCCUCAUUGAUGAGUAUGCUGAUCUCCAGUGUGUGUGUCAGGGGACAGAGAGUGUUUGCACCGUCUCUGAGCUCCUGCCUGAGACCAAGUAUUACUUUGACGUCUUUGUGAUCGACAGGCUGAACGGGACCAACAUGGCGUACAAGGGGACAUUUGCUCGAACGCACGAGGAGGCUCGGGCGGCAAUCAUCACGCUGAGAGAAGGGGAGCUGAGGUGGGUGACCUUCAGUGACAGAGGCUCCAACUCAGAGCAGUUCUUCAGUUUCCAUCCUCGGGGCUGGCAGCAGAGUGGCCUCCUCACCUUGCAGAGCUGCGGUGGAGGUGAAAAGGUCAAGGUCACCGUGUCUAGUAAAGGUCAGGUUUUGACCUCCCAGGCAGUGGGGGGAGAUUUAGUACACAUUUGGCUCCAGGGAAGUCCGUCCUAUCUCAUCCACUUGGAGAGAGAAGGAACUACCACAGGCCGGCUGUCAGUUCCUGCAGACCCAGCUCUAGGAGGUCUGAUGGCUUCAGUCAAAAUGCAGACUUCCUCAGCCUACCACCGCAGAGGGGUCCCAUCUCUGCCCUCCACCUUGCAGAUAAAAUCCUUCAACCGGUUACGUGGUUGCAGCAGUGUCACCCUGGCGUGGAUGGGCACAGAGGAAAGAAGUCUGUACUGCGUGUACCGCAGAAGGCUGGGAGAGCGUGAAGCAGAGGCAGGGGGAGCAUCAGCUCUAACUGCGCCCUGUCUGGGGCCAGAGUCCCGCUCUGACACCGAGAGGGUUCUCUGCAAGUAUUUCCAGGAGCUGAAUCCUCGGCGGGCCGUCACUACAGCUGUGAUCGGGGGCCUGGAGCCAGGGAUGGCCUAUGUGUUUGAUGUCUAUCUAAUGAGACGCUGGGGGAUCCCUAUCAAGUACGCCAGCAAGAUGGUGAAGACCAGAAAGGAAUGCUGAGCUGCCGCCCCCUACAGGAGGUUUAUAGACUGUCCACGUUUGGGGAUAAAUUAAUCGGUCAUGGACAAGCUGUAAAGACUGACCAUGAGAGCAAAGCCAUUUGACUGUUGUGGAGAGACUGUUACCAUAACAAGGAAAUAUUCCCCCUGGAGGAGCAAUGUUUUUAUUCAAACUCCACUUGCACUAUCCAUGCAAGUGGAUGUAAAGCAUAUGAGAAGGAUCUGCACACCAGCAAAAGUUCAUAACAUUUAGCAUACAACUCUUGUGCUUUUGUCAUUUUGUUUUUCAUUGUUGAUCAUGAUAAUGAUGUGCAAGUUGUCCAAGUGCUUAUUUUGUGUCGGAGUACAAAGGACAGAUGAGGUUUGUGAUGACAGAAAGUCAAUACAAAAGCAACAACAAAGACUGUGCCAAAUAUGCAACAGAAACAGAUGGGGCAGUAAUUGGAUAACAUCUGAAACGGGUGGGGGGGUGGGGGGGUUUGUAGCGUAUAUCUCCAGUGCUGCAUAUUGUACAUGCUUAUAAAAACAGAUGGGUGCAAUCUACAGAUGCUUAGUUCAAAGUCAGUGUGUAUCUUUGUGUUCUGCUUUCGCAUGAAGCAGUGAAAAAUACUUAGUGACUUGCCUCAUUGUCUUUGAUGUAUUCUUGUGCUGCUUCAAACGCACCAAUAAAUACUAGGGUAUC
Molecule: messenger RNA, 2562 nt
Organism: Cottoperca gobio
Lineage: Eukaryota; Metazoa; Chordata; Actinopteri; Perciformes; Bovichtidae
Gene: ndnfl
Product: neuron-derived neurotrophic factor, like
Exons: 4
Coding region: 130-1881 (583 amino acids)
Molecular function (GO): protein binding; heparin binding
Source: RefSeq, a predicted model, not a curated record